Molecule: messenger RNA, 2043 nt
Organism: Tripterygium wilfordii
Lineage: Eukaryota; Viridiplantae; Streptophyta; Magnoliopsida; Celastrales; Celastraceae
Exons: 17
Coding region: 35-1678 (547 amino acids)
Biological process (GO): positive regulation of transcription by RNA polymerase II
Cellular component (GO): nucleus
Molecular function (GO): RNA polymerase II cis-regulatory region sequence-specific DNA binding; protein dimerization activity; DNA-binding transcription factor activity, RNA polymerase II-specific
Source: RefSeq, a predicted model, not a curated record
UUUUUAGAGAGAGAGAGGGAGAGGAUAGGGAUUAAUGGGGAGAGGAAGAGUGGAACUGAAGAGGAUAGAGAACAAAAUUAAUAGGCAGGUGACAUUUGCAAAGAGAAGAAAUGGGUUGCUUAAGAAAGCAUAUGAACUAUCAGUACUUUGUGAUGCUGAGGUUGCUCUCAUCAUCUUCUCCAGCCGUGGAAAGCUCUAUGAGUUCUGUAGUACCUCUAGCAUGAUGAGAACACUUGAAAGGUACCAAAAGUGUAGCUAUAGUGCACUAGAGGCCAGCAACCUUCUCCAUGAGACACCGAAUAAUUACCAGGAGUAUCUGACUCUCAAAGCUAGGGUUGAGGUGCUGCAAAGAUCGCAGAGGAAUCUUCUUGGGGAAGAUCUAGCCCCCUUAAAUACAAAGGAGCUUGAGCAGCUUGAGAAUCAGCUAGAGACCUCCUUGAAGCACAUUAGGUCAACAAAGAAUCAAUUCAUGCAUGAUCAGCUGGCUGAGCUUCAAAACAGGGAACAGAUACUUGUGGAAGCCAACAAAGCCUUAAGAAAAAAGGUGGAAGAGUGUAGCACUCCAGUUCCGCCGCGACUCGGAUGGGAUGCUGGAGUACACAACAUGUCAUACAAUCGGAUUCCUACGCAUUCAGAAGAGUUUUUCUACCCUUUAGCAGGAGGAAAUCAAACCCUGCAAAUGGGAUAUAAUCCAGUGAGUUCAGAAGAGAUGAAUGUUGCCACUGCAAGUAACUCUCAACAUGUCAAUCCAUUCAUACCUGGUCACAAAGAAACAAAAAGAAAAGAAAAGUAUGUUGAAAAACAGAAAGAUGAGGAGAAAAGGACGUUGGCUACAGGCAGCCAAUCAGAAUUCGAAAACGCAGUACUCGAAAUGAAACCCUGGUUUGAACGAAACCACCACCAUCAUCAUCGACAUCGUAGUAGCGAGCCAGAAAUCAUGGGGCGGGGAAGGGUGGAGUUGAAGAUGAUAGAGAACAAGAUCAAUAGACAAGUCACGUUCUCGAAGCGAAGAUCCGGUUUGUUGAAGAAAGCGCACGAGAUCUCCGUACUUUGCGAUGCUGACGUCGGUUUGAUCAUCUUCUCCACCAAGGGCAAGCUCUUCGAAUACUCCACCGAUUCCUGCAUGGAGAGGAUCCUUGAACGAUAUGAGAGAUAUUCAUAUGCUGAAAGGCAGCUUCUUUUAAAUGAAGCUCAAACAAAUAUAAGCUGGACUCUGGAGCAUGCAAAGCUUAAGGCUAGGAUUGAAGUUUUAGAAAAAAACAAAAGGAAUUUCAUGGGAGAAGAUCUUGAUUCCUUGAGUCUCAAAGAACUGCAAAAUUUGGAGCAACAACUGGAUUCUGCACUCAAACAUAUAAGGUCCAAAAAGAGCCAACUCAUGUAUGAAUCUAUUUCAGAGCUCCAAAAAAAGGAUAAGGCAUUGCAGCAGGAAAACAACUUGCUUGAAAAGAAGGUUAAAGAGAUGGAGAAGACUCUUUCAACUCAAGAAGCACAGAAUAUGAAUAAUACUGCUCUAGACCCAUCAUCGAUUCUUCUAUCCCAGCCACUGCAAUCUUUAAACAUCAGCUACAAUCAAGCUAGAGAUAGUUCUGUAGUUGAGGAUGAAGGACCUCCAACUCAAAAUCGAGCUGGCAACACAGUACUCCUCCCUCCAUGGAUGCUUCCCCAUAUGAAUGAAUGAAUGAUCAAGCACAAAGUUUUGUUCUAAUGAACAGGCUUUGCCAAAGCACUUUGUGUAGUUAAUCAGUAAGCGUAAGCACCACACCAUUCACAGUCUCUGCAACUGUAAUAAAAAAACAUUGGUAUUUUAGAUAUAAUUUAUCUAGAAUAUGCAUAUGUAUACACAUAUAUAUAUGUAAAGAACUGUCAUGUUGGAAAAUGUUAAAUAAAUCUUUUUUUCUAGUCUAUUGAUCCUUACUGUGUAUAUGUGAUGUGAUAUGUACAACAAUUCUCACACGUGAACCAAAAAGUAUGAACUCACUUUGCGAAUCAUAGAUGUGGUGGGUCUCACAGUGAAAGUGUGGCCCCCACUUUUAUUGUGAUUUA